AUGUGGGAGGCGUGGAAUCGUUAUAUUGAGAACUUCGAAAUAGCCGCUACUCUCAAUAACGCUAACGAUCCGGUCCGUCGGUCACAGCUCCUAUUUCUUUCUGUUGGCGAAGAAUUGCAAGGGAUUAUCAGAGCAGCAAAGUUAAGACCAAGUCUAACCGAUGCUAACUGCUAUCACUCGUUCGUAAAUAACAUCAAGAACUAUCUACAGUCUAUGACCGAUUCUGCCGCCGAGCACGAAGCGUUUUCAAACAUGAAGCAGGAAAAUGCUGAAUCAGCCAUCGCUUUUCACGCUCGCUUGAUGGCUCCUAAAGGUCUUAGGAAUAAAGAACUGGUGAAGGCCGCUCGUACAUACGGGUACGAUACGAAGUACGUAGUGCAGGCUGCAACUCGCGAUGAAGCAUACCAAGCUGAAACAACAGCAUCAGAAUCGCCGGAGGUGUACACAGUUAGUCGCCGUACGCCACACUCACAAAGUCAAGGUCAAAGCCGAAACGAUAAUCAGAGACGCAGGCGAACUUAUCCUUGGGACAGACGAUAUACCGCUAAACAACCACGGGUAGACGAGCAGGGUUUCCGACGUGAAACGAAUAAUCGAGGCUAUCGUUCCCGUUGUCCAAGAUGCAAUCAGAAUCCACACAACAAUUAUCCAUGUCCGGCGUUAAAGAGGAAAUGUAAUUCUUGUCGCGAAUUCGGACACUACGCAAUCGUUUGUCGCAAGAGAGCUGUCCAACACCUCGAGAUGGCUAAUGACGAGUCCCCCAAGCAGGAGAAUGCAUUCCAUGAUAAUCAGCAUGUUAACACACUCUCUCUGGAAGACGUAUUGGUGAAUUGCCAGUUAGGGAAAUCCGCCCCUAUCAAGUUCCUAGUUGAUUCAGGUGCGGAUGCAAAUGUCAUCGGUGGUGCGGAAUGGAUUCUUUUGCAGAAGCAACUCGAACAGGGUAACACUAACAUAAACGUUCUCGAAAACGUCGGAUCGAAAGGUCUUCAUGCAUAUGGCACGACAUCACCAAUGGUUGUCGAAUGUCUCCUUGAAGCGAAAGUUACAGUAGUCGGGAGCGCAUCACGGCCCCAGGUUGCGACGUUUCAUGUUGUUCCGAAAGGAAGAAGAUCGCUUCUUGGAAGAUCCACUGCAAGUGAUUUGGGAUUAUUACAGGUUGGACUGAAUCUCCACAAUGUGGAAACAUCCAAGCCUGAGAAGUUUCCGAAAAUGCCGGGCGUAAAAAUUAGGUUUAGUGUUGAUAAAGCUGUGCCUCCGGUAAAAAACGCCUACUAUAACGUCCCGGCCGCCUAUCGAGUAGCAGCGAAACAACGACUAGAAGAAAUGGAAAAAAGUGGUAUAAUUGAAAAAGUAACAUCGGCUCCAAACUGGAUCAGUGGAAUGUCCGCUGUCGCGAAAGGAAAGGACGAUUUUCGUUUAGUGGUUAACAUGAGGGCUCCGAAUAAGGCAAUCAACCGCGAAUAUUUCCGCUUGCCUCUACUGGAGGAAAUGAAAGUGAAACUCCAUGGCUCGAAAUGUUUCACCAAACUGGAUUUGAGCAACGCAUUCUAUCACCUCGAACUUAGCAAAGAGUCUCGGGACCUAACAACCUUUAUUACUGAAAGUGGCAUGUACCGCUUUACCAGGCUAAUGUUCGGGGUGAACUGUGCGCCCGAAGUUUUUCAGCGGGAAAUGACGCGAAUUCUCGAAAAUGUUGAAAAUAUAAUUGUUUAUAUCGACGACAUUCUUAUUUUCGCAUCUAACUUUGAGGAGCUACACAAAACAGUUAAUCAAGUCUUGCAGAUAUUACGAGCUAACAAUUUGACGUUGAAUGCAAAAAAGUGCGAGUUUGACAAGACGCAGCUCAAAUUUCUGGGUCAUCAACUUGAUGCAGAAGGAUUCCAUGUGGACGAAGAGAAAAUUCGAAGCAUCCGCCAAUUUCGAGAGCCUGCAACUAUUUCCGAGUUACGUAGUUUCCUUGGACUGGCAUCCUUCAUAAGCGCACACGUGAAAAACUUCGCGGAUAUCACAAGCCCCUUAUGGACCAUCACUACUGCGAAGUCUUGGACGUGGGGUUAUGAACAAAGCCAAGCGUUUCAACUGAUCAAAGAGAAAAUUCUGCAGAAUUGUGUCACUUUAGGAUACUUCUCAGAAAACGACAGGACAAUCUUAUACACUGAUGCUUCGCCGAUAGCAUUGGGAGCGGUUUUGGUUCAAAAUAACAAAGAUGGAUCAUCGAGAAUCAUCAGCUACGCAUCAAAGUCACUGACUACGACGGAAAGAAGAUACGCCCAGAACCAGCGAGAAGCUCUCGCUGCAGUUUGGGCAGUAGAACACUUUUCGUAUUUUCUAUUAGGACGAAAAUUCACGCUAAGGACUGACGCACAGGGGGUAUCAUUCAUAUUAAACCGGUCACGAGAGGAAUCAAAAAGAGCCUUAACGCGAGCGGAUGGUUGGGCGUUGAGAUUAAGUCCGUAUCGUUACGAUGUGGAGUACAUUCGAGGGGCAGAUAAUAUCGCCGAUCCGCCUUCACGCCUUUAUAAUGGCAAUGAUGUCGCCUUCGAUGAUGAUACAAGCCCUUGGGAAAUUGCAUCUCUUGAAGCAAACUCUGUUGGCUUUCUGACGGAUGAAGAAAUUAAAGCUGCUACAUUUGAAGAUCCCAUUCUACAAAACGUAAUGUGCUCCCUCAAGUCGGGGAAAUGGCCUCUACACUUGAGACAAUUCCAGCUCGUAGAAUCUGACUUGACGACUCGAGACCAAAUUUUAGUGAAGACCGGUUGCGUUGUUAUCCCGACAGCACUUAGAAGGAAGACACUGGAUCUGGCUCACCAUGGUCACCCAUCAGCUGCAAAAUUGAAGAGCAUUUUGAGACAACGUGUUUGGUGGCCCGGAAUGGCAGCUGAAGCACAACAGUUGGUUGAAACCUGUGAAACUUGCGCAGUAAACGGUAAACCUGAAAAGCCCACUCCAAUGCAGCGCAUUUUUGCACCUAGAGCUGUUUGGGAGACAAUAGCGUUGGACUUCAAUGGGCCAUACGUAAAAUUCGGGGAAGUUUACAUACUAGUUAUUGUAGACUACAGAUCAAGGUACCUAAUUGCUCGUCCCGUCAAGUCAACGGGUUUCAUGCAUACGCGAAAGGUUCUGGAAGACAUCUUCGAUCGAGAAGGCAUACCGAAAUCGAUUAAAACAGACAACGGCCCUCCGUUCAAUGGGGAAGAUUAUAAAACUACUGUGCCGAGCGUGGAAUAUCAACGAUUUUCUCGACCCUUAUUCCCUCAACAAAACGGACUUGUUGAGGGGUAUAUGAAAGUCAUAAACAAAGCUAUGGUAAGUGCGACUGUUAAUAAAACCAACUAUGUUGAGGAGUUGCGUGAAGCGAUACACGCACAUAACGCUGCAGCACAUAGUGUAACGAGGCUGCCCCCAGAGGAGGUCAUGAGUGGUCGAAAGAUAAAGCGUAAGCUUCCGCUAUUGGAGUACGAGAAAGUGUCUAUUGACGAAGAACUGCUCAAUGACAGGGACAGAGAAGUAAAAUUGGCUAGCAAAAGCGGGAGGACAAACGACGUGGAGCUCGCCAGUGCCGAGUCAAACCUGGCGAUAAAGUGA
Molecule: messenger RNA, 3585 nt
Organism: Armigeres subalbatus
Lineage: Eukaryota; Metazoa; Arthropoda; Insecta; Diptera; Culicidae
Exons: 3
Coding region: 1-3585 (1194 amino acids)
Biological process (GO): proteolysis; DNA integration
Molecular function (GO): aspartic-type endopeptidase activity; nucleic acid binding
Source: RefSeq, a predicted model, not a curated record